AUGGAUUCCUCACAGUACUACCACAACAAUCAUCACCACAACUCACACCGCCAUCACCACAAGUCACUCUCGCAGCAACAGUCGUCCGCCUCCCUCUCGUCGACGAACCGGGGCACCCCGCCGCUGCAUACAUAUCUUCCCUCCUCAGCCUCAAUGCCUAUGCCUUUAAGAACGGCAAACAGCACACCCAUGUCUUCUCCAGGCCUCUUCAGCCCGUCGGCCUCUCGACAAAACCUCGUCACAUCCGUUUCCGAAAAUAAUACGCCGCCCAAUUAUGCGCAGAGUCCACUAUUGCAUCCUUUGCAAAUGCACAAAGUCAGAGAGACACACAAGGCGCUCAUUGAUUCAGAUACCGCUACAGGCCGGAAACUCAUCAACCAAUAUGAAGUGAUCGAAGAAAUUGGCCGCGGCAUGCACGGCAAAGUCAAGCUGGCCCGGAACCUCGAGACAGGUGAAAACGUCGCCAUCAAGAUUAUUCCACGGUUCUCCAAGAAGCGACGUCUCGGAAAGGUCACGGCAAAGUCUCCCCAAGACAAGACGAAAAAGGAGAUCGCCAUCUUGAAAAAGAUCCGCCACCCCAAUGUAGUCGCCCUCCUCGAAGUCAUCGAUGACCCCCGAACUCCAGAAGAUUUACAUGGUCCUCGAACAUUGCUUGGAUUGGAGUAUCUUCACUAUCAAGGUGUUGUUCACCGUGAUAUUAAGCCGGCCAAUCUUCUAUGGAGUAAGGAACACCGCGUCAAGAUCUCUGAUUUUGGCGUCUCCUACUUUGGCCGACCUAUCCGUGACGGUGAAUUUGACGACACUGUGUCAGAGUCCGAGGCUAAGGACUUUGAUGAUGAUCUUGAACUCGCCAAGACAGUUGGAACACCCGCCUUCUUCGCUCCCGAGUUGUGCUACACCGACUUGGAUACCGAGCAGCCAAGGGUUUCCGAACAAAUCGACGUUUGGUCUCUCGGUGUGACUCUUUACUGCCUAAUCUACGCCCGAAUUCCCUUCCUUGCUGAAGACGAGUUCCAGAUGUUCCGAAAGAUUGCCACCGAAGAGGUUUACAUCCCCAAGCGCCGCUUGAUGCCCGUUCAUCCUUCCACUUCACCCGCUGCUACAUCCCUUUACAAGCGACAAAAUACCCACCCCUACCGCGACGACAAUGAUCUAGUUUAUGAGGAAGUCGACAACCGCCUUAUUGAUCUUCUGCGACAGAUGCUCACCAAGAACCCGGAAAAGCGUAUCCGACUUCGAGACAUCAAGCGACACCCAUGGGUCGUUCAUGAUAUAGCAAACCCCAUCGGCUGGCUCGAUGACACUGACCCUGCUCGACCUUCAUCUGGUCGCAAGAUUCAAGUUGACGAGCGGGAAAUGUCUUCCGCCGUCGUCCCUCUUACCUUUCUGGAGCGUGCUCGCUCAGUCGUUAAGAAAGCUGUUGGCAAGGUAAUGCACCCCCUCGUGGAAAGAAGUGAUAGCAAAACGCGACAUCGAGCCAACAGUAGUGCCGCUAGCUCCGCCGGCGAUAGUGUCAGCAUGUGCAACAAUGGACCACCAACUCCUGGACAACAAUAUCGUGAUCACCGACGCAAGAGCCUCCGCCCAGAUGAUUACUUUGCAAAUGCGAUGCGAGAUUCUGCACCCGAACAUCCUCUUUCUGUCAGCACGACUGUCACCCCUCAACCUGAAUCUGUCAUCUACGACCCUUUGGCAACCGUCCUUCCUGAGGCUGGCGUUUCUCGUGGCCAUGUGCAUGCUCAUAGUGAGAGUGAGUCUUACCGCGAACCCGAAAAGUCUAUAUCGGCAGCUUCCUUGUGGCCAUUUCAUCGCCACGCACACAGUCAAGGAUAUGCCAAGACUACAUAUCACUUCCUACACUUUGGCCCUACCGCGCCCAUUUCUCAAACCACACCCACAACCCCAAGCUUCGCUAGUCAUGCCGAUUCACAGGAAGACUCAGGAGCCGAGACCAUCCGCAAGACGUUUGACAUGGACCCUGUGGACUCUAUGGAUGAAAGCUCUCGAUCAAAAUCUGUCGAUCGUGGGCUUUUCUCUACUUCCGACAAGCGUGCUGAGGCCAGAGUGGGUGUAAACACCACAGUCGUCCCCGGGAAUGUCCAGGCACCCUCUCGCCAUGGACGACAGCCUAUCAAGUCUGUUGAUCUGGGCAAGAUGUCGCAUCAAAGACGGCUCGAAGCAUCUUUACUCUCGUCAUCACUGGCUGGCGCGGCUGCUGGUCAUCGCCACAGCCAUUCAGAUACUACCUAUGCUACUGACGCGCAUACGGUCACCAAGACGAGACCUCGAUCUCUUCAGAGAAUGGACAGUGCUCCAAUCACCAGAACGUCGCCUACCCGCUAUUCAGAAGAGCUUUGCAUGCGAAGAUGCGACCGCCCCCAUUCAGAACACAUCAGCUUCUCCUGCCCACCCUCGCCUAUUGAGGAGGAAUGGGACCGAGAUGAGCCUCUUCCUCGCGCCGACACCAUGCCCACUACCAAGUCUUCAAGCGUAGAUUCUAUGGAGGCUUUGGCCACCACACCUUCAACCAGUCCAAGCGAAGUCACCAGCCCCGUUUCAGCGCUGCCUUCAACUGCCAGCACGUCGGAGCGAAUGCUGGCAUUCCAGUCCGACCCCUCUUUGCCGGCUCUGCUCAGCGGCGCCAGCUCUGUUUCGGCCGAUAUGGAAGCAGAGCUUCUCUGUAGGCCAGGCAUUGUCAGCGCUCACCCCCAAUUGCUCGAGACUACCGAUAGCUUGACGCCACCGGCGUUUGACAAGGAACCUAAUGGCUUUCCUAUUGAUCAGAUUUAUGGUAACCAAUCUGCCAUGAACAGCGGCUCUCUUGCUGUACACCUUGAGGGUGGUGCUCGAGACUCUAUCACAAGUACCCCUGUCGCUCGCCCUGUAGAGGAUGAGUAUGAUUACGACGAUGGAAGCGAUGAUGAAGAUAUACUGGUGAUGGCCCCCAAGAAGAAGCCAAUACAAAGCACGCAGCGACCUGCAGCGUAUCCUCCAAAGAGACGCGAUACCAACAUUAGCAUCGCAAGCACCGAAACUGCCAAGAAGGUGCCGACCUCUACAUAUGGUGACGAGGGGACGUCGCCCUAUGAACCAUGA
This is a messenger RNA of Fusarium graminearum PH-1, 3096 nucleotides long. RefSeq lists its product as uncharacterized. Gene Ontology annotation, biological process: intracellular signal transduction; protein phosphorylation. The transcript is spliced from 3 exons. Gene Ontology annotation, molecular function: protein serine/threonine kinase activity; ATP binding. The coding region runs from base 1 to 3096 and encodes 1031 amino acids. The record is from RefSeq and is a predicted model, not a curated record. Gene Ontology annotation, cellular component: cytoplasm. NCBI's taxonomy places the organism in Eukaryota, Fungi, Ascomycota, Sordariomycetes, Hypocreales, Nectriaceae.